CUUCAAAUGUUAUUCAAACUAAAACUUGGGUUUUUUCAUACCAAGGUAUCUACAUAUCAAAAUGUCAAUCUUCGGACAUUCCAAUGCUUUAACAGACCCCAUAUUUUAUGAUCCUCUUUUCACAGUUGUUCGAAGUCACUAAAACAUGCCACUAGCUUUAGAAGCCCAACACGCUGAAGCUGCAAGUUCGCGGCACAUCGUGGGUAUAUCCAUGGAUAUGUCUCAGCGUCAGCACACGUAACCACGUAAGGGAUCCAGGGUACAGAUUUCUUUAUUUCAUUGACUAUUUUCUACUAAACGCCGUAGCUUCCGGCUACUAUUGUUAAUUUUAAUUGCUAGCUAUUUGAAGCUGAAGUUUCAAUUUAUUGAAUUUAAAUGAAUCUAUCAACGAUAUGCAUCUUUAACUCACUCAGAAUAUAAAAAUGGCUAGAGGUACUAUAACAUGGCUCCUUGGCCUUGGAGCUUUGAUAUUCGGUCUCCUUGCUGUAUACCUCGAACCAUUCCGAGAACUCUUGCUUCAAAAUGCCGAGUACUAUGAGAUUAAGCUCCCUUUUUCAACCCGGGUUGAUAGGGUUGACAGGGUCGACCCACCCGUCGUCUUUGACUUUGCCCGAGAACUCGCAUAUAUGGGAAGCCGCUCAGAUGGCGUGGAACACUUUCAAAAUAUCUUUUAUGCUGAGGACACCUCUGGAAAGAAUCGUUUCGCACCUCCAGUUCGCCUCAAUCAUGCGAAGGGAACUGUUAUUAAUGCUACUCAGUCUGGUGCCUGGUGUCCGCAAGGGACUGGUGAUAUACUGCCUUUCACUAGUCAAGUACUGAAUAUCAGUGAAAAUUGCUUGAGUUUGAGGAUUGCCCGACCAAAAAAUACGGCCCCGGAUGCGAAGUUGCCAGUGAUGGUAUGGUUACACGGGGGUGGUCAUGCACUAGGAUCUGCUUCAGAUAUCCUGUACCAACCCGAUGGACUUGUCAAACAAGCUGUUACAGAUGGCCAGCCAUUACUUUUUGUCGGAAUUAAUUACCGCCUGGGUUUCUUCAGUUUCGCGACAAGUAAGGCACUCAUGGAAGCUAAGCAUACGAACGUUGGCCUACGUGACCAGCGCGCUGCUCUUGGAUGGGUACGUGAUAAUAUCGAAAAUUUCGGCGGCGAUCCACAGCGUGUGACUGCAAUCGGGCAGAGUGUUGGUGCUAGUGAUAUUAGUUUGCAGUUGAUUGCGUACGAAGGAAAAUACGAUGUGCCUUUCCAGCAAGCUAUAAUGAUGUCCGGCGCCUCAGGGCUCAAUUUUAAUACCAUGUCGGACCUAGUAGUUAAUAACAGCGCCGCGGUAGCUCAUGGAGUAGGAUGCAUCAAGAACGGCGAUAGCCAAUCUGCUGAAACUCUUCAAUGUCUACGAGAAACCCCUUUUGAACUUCUAACCAACCUCUCCGUUACGGCCUCCCGUACCGCGCGCCCACCAUUCGGAGAGGCAUUUUUCUAUCCCACAUAUGACGGAGACUUCAUUACCGAUCGACCGACUGAAUUGAUGCGCGCCGGGAAAUUCUCCAAAGGCGUGCCAGUCAUCGCCUCUUGGGUAGCGAACGAGGGGGCAUGGUACGCUCCUCCAACCACCUCAACUGAUGAAGACGUGUUGUCCACUUUCGGACUCUGGCUAACCGGACACUCUGAAUCCACGAAAGCUAAGCUGCUGGAACUGUAUCCGCUAGCAGAUUUCGAGGGGAUGGUGAGACCGGAUUAUGAUGGGCCAAUCUCGGCUCAGUAUUACCGCGCCGCGCAGCUGAGUAAAGACAUCUGGUUCACAUGCCCCAUCCUCGAUUUCGCAUGGCAGUAUGUCAAGAAUGGUGGUGUGGAACCCGAGAAAAUGCGCCUUUACAAUUUCAAUGCGACGCGGUAUACCCCGGUUUUCGAGAACAUGGGGGUCCCCUUUUGGCGCGUCGCGCACUUGAGCGACAUCCCGUAUGUGCUGAAUAAUCAAGGUCUAGGCGGAGGGGCUGAUAACUCAGCCCCGCAAUUGGAGUUGUCGAAGGUGGUGAGCCGGAACAUCGUGAAGUUCGUGACUUCUGGGAUUCCUGAAGGAGGCGAUAAAGCGUGGCCAUCGGCGUUUGAUGGUGUUACGAAGGAUGAAUUAAAGAAGGAAUUCCCAAGCAAGGUUGCGCUGAAGUUGUUUGGAGGGCCGUAUGGGAACACGGCUGUUUCCGUUAGUAAGGGAGGAGAUGAGGCGGUUACGACGGAGGCGGAGCGGGCUUUAAGCUGGGAGAGAAUGUUUGAGAGGUGUGAGUUUAUAAGUAGUGAGAAGGUUAGGGAGGAGUCUGGGGUAUGAAAGGGUUAGCUGCGAGGUUUGGAUGGGAGUUGGAAAGACAGUGGGGCGCUGGCUGGGUUGACGUAACGAUCUGUUUUAGAACAUGAAUAAAAGUCAUUGGGAUUUGCCUAAGGUAUGAAGAUAUUAGGCUUCAUGAUUUACGAUGAGGUUGUGU
This is a messenger RNA of Annulohypoxylon maeteangense, 2469 nucleotides long. RefSeq names its product alpha/beta-hydrolase. The transcript has 6 exons. NCBI's taxonomy places the organism in Eukaryota, Fungi, Ascomycota, Sordariomycetes, Xylariales, Hypoxylaceae. The record is from RefSeq and is a predicted model, not a curated record. The coding region runs from base 423 to 2315 and encodes 630 amino acids.